GUUGCUCAGCGUUGCUUAAUCCUUCAUUCCCUUCAUUCUCCCUGCUUCGUCUUCUUACUUCUCACCUAAAGAAAGGUGAUGGAAAAGGAAAAGCAAAAGGAGGAGGAGUCUCCAAAAGAACUUCCUUCAGAUGUGCUGUACUUAAUUAUCGAGAAAUUUGAUAUUGAUGACCUAUUUUCUUUUCGGAAAGUCUGCAAGCAUUGGAAGAUGACCUCAGAUUAUUGGUCCGAUUUCAUGGCGUCUGAUUCCCCAUUGAUUGUUCAAAAGACACCUAAUGCUGAAAGAUCAUGUUCUUUCUAUAGCAUACCUGAAGCAAGAACGUUCGAUACUUCGCUUUCCUGCUUUAAUGGGUUCUCCUUUGCAAGAUUUUCUAGUGGAUAUAUGAUAAUGGUAGGUGAUAAACCAGAUUUACUACUCAUAAACCCUUUUGCAAGAAAGAGGAUAGAAAUCCCAAAGCAAGACGAUCUAUUUAGUGUUAAAAAUAGUUCUUUUAAAAAAGCCAUUGUGGCAAACUCAUCAUCAUCAUCAGAAGAGUUUAUCGUUGUGAUCUUGAAUGAUCAUGAAUUCAAUGAAUCCAAUAUGCUUGUGUAUCAAUCUCGAGUCCGAAAUCCGGCUAUUUAUUCUUCAAGGGAUAAUGGGGAUCGUUUCAACGUGGAUGAUGUGGUAGUUUUUCACAAAACUAUAUAUGCCAUUACUAGAGAUGCUGAAAUAGGAGUAGUCAUGUUAGAGCCUCAAGGAUUGAGAUUUCUGAAUCUGAUGAACAACCCUGAGAAUUAUGGGUUACUCAAGUUAGUUAACUCAAAUGAUGAUCAGCUUCUAGUGGUUAACCAUCUUCCGUAUCCACGUUUUGAAAUUUACAUGAUAGAUUUCUCUGCAAGGACUUGGAUCAAGCUCAGAACAUUGGGAGAUCGUUCGUUAUUUUCAGUUAAGUGCAAUCCAAAGUGUUAUGCAUUGAGUAAUCCAGCUAGGUGGGGAUUUCGAAGCAACUGUUUCUAUCGUCUCAGCAGUUGUUAUCCAAAAUGCGAGGUCUUUUCCAUGGAUGGGCAGUUCAUUGAAACCAUCUCAAUUCCUGAGUAUCCAGUUCCUACUAAUACUACAUCUCAGUUGUUGAAUUAUGAUUGGUGUUUUCGACCUCGACGUGAUGUUGUGGAUUAUGGUAAUCUCAUAGAAUCAUUGUCUCAUUAA
This is a messenger RNA of Neltuma alba, 1185 nucleotides long. RefSeq lists its product as uncharacterized. The record is from RefSeq and is a predicted model, not a curated record. Gene Ontology annotation, molecular function: protein binding. Bases 79 to 1185 code for a protein of 368 amino acids. NCBI's taxonomy places the organism in Eukaryota, Viridiplantae, Streptophyta, Magnoliopsida, Fabales, Fabaceae. The transcript has 2 exons.